UUUUGUCUUUUCUCAAAAGACCAAUCUUGACAGAAGGCGCGCAUUCCACCGCUCUCGCAAGCAUUCACUCACACAUUUAUACCUCUCUGCAACUUCUGCAGAAAAAUUAAAAAAAUUAAAUCCUACGGCCAGGCCAAAUGCAACGGCUGUGACAACGAAAACCCACAUGAUCAUUUAUCAUGAUUCAUCACCGCAAGACGACAUUCUGAUUUUAUUUCGCUUCCAAUUUUUGUUGUUGUGUUAUUUAAUUUUAGGGUAUGGGCAGAGAUCGCUGUUUCUCCUUAUCUCUCCGGAUUUCCUGCUCAACUGAAUCGAAGAAGAAAUCGAGAGGAAUUUCUAAAUGGGUUGAGUUUGUUAUAUAAGUUGCGUUGCUUCUUUGUUUCUUUCUCUGCGCUCGCGGCCGCUGAUUUUCUCCUCUUUUUUGGCAUUUUCAAGUCAAGGAAAACUAACUUUUCUGUUUUUUACUUUCCUUGAGAUAAUGAGGGGUUUUGGAUUCUUGUGUUUGUUCAUGUUGAUUGGGACAGCUGCUUUCGUUUACCACGGCUAUUCUAGUAAAGGAAGAUUCAGCUCAAAUCCAGCUGGUUUCAUGUACCAUGGUUAUUCUAGUGCAGGAAGCUUAAUCUCAAAUCCAGGUAUGGUUUCAACAGCGAGCAAUGCUAUGACAUUGGUACUGAAAAGCAGGAGGCUUAAGGAGAAUAGGUAUCCUCCUACACCACACAGAGACGAAGCUCAUAUUAAUUUGGAAGAUUACCGGCCCAUCGAUCCAGUUCCAAAUUCGAAGGCUUCAAUAAGACCUGGACCCAUCCAGCACGGUACUCCUCUAAUGCCUUAUAUCCCCAAUCCUUCACCUACUCCAGGUAAACCACAGCACGGUGGCUAACACUUGGGCUCACUCUCAUCACUAAUAAUACCACUUCCAUCGUUCUCGCUGAGAAUGAUGUAACGACUAUGUCGUUUCAAGAAGAUAUUCAGCUAUCUUGUCCAAUAUUAAAUAUGUUUGUACCUAAUGAUGAUGCAGUUUAGUUCAGUGUGUAGUGCUUGUAACAUUGUGAUUCCUUCUGCAUAUUUUCCUAAUGAGAAGACAAUAGAGAACUUUAAUAUCUUUGUCAUGUAGUUGAUAUGUGUAUUCUUACAACCUUAAUCUUGCAAGUUAGUUUAUUAAUGCUUUCUUACACAAUGAUUUA
Molecule: messenger RNA, 1184 nt
Organism: Salvia miltiorrhiza (redroot sage)
Lineage: Eukaryota; Viridiplantae; Streptophyta; Magnoliopsida; Lamiales; Lamiaceae
Exons: 4
Coding region: 479-880 (133 amino acids)
Source: RefSeq, a predicted model, not a curated record